Molecule: messenger RNA, 1059 nt
Organism: Pygocentrus nattereri (red-bellied piranha)
Lineage: Eukaryota; Metazoa; Chordata; Actinopteri; Characiformes; Serrasalmidae
Gene: uox
Product: urate oxidase
Exons: 8
Coding region: 70-966 (298 amino acids)
Biological process (GO): urate catabolic process; purine nucleobase catabolic process
Cellular component (GO): peroxisome
Molecular function (GO): urate oxidase activity
Source: RefSeq, a predicted model, not a curated record
CACCAAGUCUCACUCCUGGGGAGAAUCAGAGAGUAAAGGCAUCAGAUUCUGAACACAUAUUUGAAAAAUAUGGCUACCUCAAAUCAGAAUGUGGAGUUUGUGAGAACAGGUUAUGGAAAGAAUCUAGUGAAGGUUAUGUAUAUACGGCGGGAGGGGACACACCACUACAUAAUCGAGAUGAAAGCAAACGUCCAGCUGACACUGAACUCUUGCAAGGACUAUUUGAACGGAGACAACUCGGACAUAAUUCCUACUGACACCAUCAAGAACACUGUCCAUGCUUUGGCAAAGCUAAAAGGGGUAAAAACCAUCGAGGGGCUUGCCUUGGACAUCUGCCACCAUUUCCUGACAGCGUUUAAGCACGUCACACGAGCAAAGGUCGACAUUGAGGAAGUCCCCUGGAAAAGACUGGAAAAGAACGGAGUUGAGCAUGCCCAUGCCUUCAUCUUCUCUCCAGAAUCUUGGCGCUUCUGUGAGGUAGAACAGUAUCUAAAUGAGCCCCCAGUGAUUCACAGUGGAAUCAGAGACAUGAAGGUCCUGAAGACCACGCAGUCAGGUUUCGAGGGCUUCCUGAGAGAUCGCUUCACCACUCUGCAGGAAGCCAGGGACAGGUUCUUCUGUACCUCAGUCUAUGCUAGGUGGCGCUACAACAAGCACCAGGGCAUAGCUUUUGACACUGCAUGGAAAACUGUGAAAGACACCAUCAUCGAGAAGUUUGCUGGACCAUAUGACCGCGGAGAGUAUUCACCCUCUGUUCAGAAGACCCUCUAUGACACACAGUGUCUUGUUCUUGACAGAGUGCCAGAGGUUGAGGAGAUUGAAAUAGUGAUGCCGAACCAGCACUACUUUACAAUCGACAUGACAAAAAUGGGAAUCUCCAACAAGGAUGAGGUUCUUCUACCUCUUGAUAAUCCAGCUGGCAACAUCACAGGGACUGUGCGCAGGAAGCCGCGGGCAAGACUCUGAAACUGAUUGGAAGAAGGGGAAUCCAAAAACAAAUGCAUUCUGACAGAUCUGUAACCACCUGCAAACAAAUAAACAAAAACCUCACUCUGUGUA